Penicillium nucicola is the source of this 1419-nucleotide messenger RNA. RefSeq lists its product as uncharacterized. Bases 1 to 1419 code for a protein of 472 amino acids. The record is from RefSeq and is a predicted model, not a curated record. The transcript has 2 exons. NCBI's taxonomy places the organism in Eukaryota, Fungi, Ascomycota, Eurotiomycetes, Eurotiales, Aspergillaceae.
AUGCCAACGCGCAAACUCUAUGACAAAAUCAGCAUCUAUGCAAACGAUGAGAGUCUCGACGCAGCAUUUGGGCUUCUUAUGAAGAUCCUGAAACGGCCCAUGCUAGGCCAGUACGUACGUCAUGUUGAGUCCUGCUCGGCGACUGCUCGGGCCUUGGAUUUCAAAGAGACUGCCCCUCAGCGCGGAUUGAGCGAGCAAGACACUGCUCUCGUGCGAGAUGCCGUGAGAAAGGCUGGUUUUUCGGGCCACAGCGCGGAACGCAUCGUCAAUAUGCUUCUGCAGAGGAUGGAACAUGCGACAGGGUCAUAUGGCUUUUUCAAAUAUUGUGAUACACUGGGUACAUAUAUUGCACAAGCUCUUACUGCAGUUCUCAUUGCAAUCUCGCCAAACCUUACAUCGAUGGCCUCACCACCGCCCUUUCACGGGCAUGGAGAGGAGGCAGUGGUAUAUCCACUUGUCGAAUUUCUUCGUCAAGCCCAUUCUAGCACGGGAACAAUGCCUUAUCUUCAAAAUCUACAGAAGGUAUAUUUGAUCAAUAAAUCCGAUAGCACAUGGUCCGAUGGCCGGUUCUAUGUCGAGAUGGACUUGCUUGCUUGUUGGGAGUUAUUUGGACAGCUCCCAUCUAUUGAAUCGAUCGGGGCGGAUAUUGUUGUGACAGGCCAGAAUGAUAAGCAGGCACUUGAAUGCAAACCCUCCAACGUUAGUAGGAUUGCAAUCAACCACUCGCAUGUUGAUUCGAACAUACUUGUUCAGUGCAUCUCAUCUUGCAGAGCCCUCCGAGAGUUUCAAUAUUCUAUAGGGGGCAGAGCGAGCAGUGACGGAAGCUCCCCGCUUAUCAAUCCCAAGGCACUCAUCAAAGCGUUCUUAGGGCACAAAGACAGCCUCGAAAUUCUUGAUGUUGAUGUUGAUAAUGGGACUCGUCUGGAAGGGGUGGCAGGAGACGAGAAUUCUUACGAAAAUAUGGAGUUUGAACUUGAAAGAUAUGGGACUCCAUCCGAGGAAUGGGUAGAUCCCGCAGUCAUUGAGACUUUACGCUCUAUAUGGGGAAAUCAUGGAUCCCUCCAGGAUUUCAGGUCCUUGAAGAAACUGAGCAUCGGCUUACAAUUUCUGGUAUAUUUUGCCAGGGGUGUGAAAGUCAGUGAUACCUCCACGGAACCCCCCGAAUGGCCCAUGGUGGCCGAUUGCCUCCCAAAUAGUCUUGAAUAUCUGUGUAUCAGAGGAUAUGAAAAAGGGGAGAAUAAAGAGCUUGAUACACAGGUGGAGAGAUUGAUAUCCCAUUACAAGUCUGGGUCGUCAAACCUGAAAGAGAUCAAGGGACUCAUGGAAGCGAUACCCAAUUCCGACACUGUGCACAGCCCCGAUGACAACGAGGAUUUGUUGUGGUCUCUGACUGAAAUGGGCUACGAGAGUGAUUGGUGA